Anneissia japonica is the source of this 7440-nucleotide messenger RNA. Its product is annotated as 3'-5' RNA helicase YTHDC2-like. Gene Ontology annotation, cellular component: intracellular anatomical structure. The transcript is spliced from 31 exons. The record is from RefSeq and is a predicted model, not a curated record. Bases 32 to 4483 code for a protein of 1483 amino acids. Gene Ontology annotation, molecular function: protein binding; ATP binding; RNA binding. NCBI's taxonomy places the organism in Eukaryota, Metazoa, Echinodermata, Crinoidea, Comatulida, Comatulidae.
UGUAUUUUACUAAUUAUAGGUGCCAAGUAGGAUGUCUAGACAAAAUAGGAAAGGAGAAGGUUGGAGAAAGAAGACAAUUUGUGUUGAAGAACAACUGAAAAUUGGUGUAGGUGCUGCUGUCGAGGAGUUCAGAUAUGAUGAAACAAAAACAGUUUUGGAAUUUCCUUCUUCUUUGACAUCUACUGAAAGAGCAUACAUACACAGACUAGCCGAAGAACUUGGCCUCAAGUCAAAGAGUAAAGGGAAGGGCAGCAAUAGGUUUUUAUCCCUGUUCAAGAAAGAGUUAACAUCCACUCCUGGCAGUGUAUCUGUUUUCCAGUUUAGUCGAGAGUCCCAUCAAGAGUGUCACAAUCUUCUUCAACGAUUUCCGGUUACUGUUCGAGAAAAACAGGACCUUCUUCCCAGGACGGAAAGGGGAAGGCUCUCAGGGGAAAAUGGACAACAUUUUAGAGAAGUAAACAAAACAACAGGAAGAUUAAACAGCACUGUUCCCCAAGUACCAACCAAACGAUCCACGUCAGAUCUAGAUGCCUUCCGACAAACACUGCCAGUCUUUUCCAAGAAAGCAGACAUAUUAGCUGCAAUUGAGAAUAGUCAAGUGAUGCUUAUUGCUGGAGAUACAGGUUCAGGAAAAACAACUCAGGUACCUCAGUACAUUCUUGACAAUCACCAUGCUGCUAGUAGGAACUGUAGGAUUAUAUGCACACAGCCUAGGAGGUUAUCAGCUUUGUCUGUAGCAGAGAGAGUUGCUGCUGAGAGAGGUGAAAAGAUCGGCCAGACUGUUGGAUAUCAGAUCAGGCUAGAAAGCAGAACAUCUCCUCGGACCCUGUUGACUUUCUGUACCAAUGGGGUACUGCUACGUACACUUAUGGGUGGAAGUAAUUUGCUCAAAUCUGUUACACAUAUCAUUGUGGAUGAAAUUCAUGAGCGAGACCGUUUCAGUGACUUUUUGUUAAUUAGUUUGAGAGACCUUCUUGUCAAGUACAGAAACGUAAAGCUGAUUUUGAUGAGUGCUGCAUUAGAUAUCAAUUUGUUUGUUAAGUACUUCAGCUCCUGCCCUGUUAUUCAAGUUCCUGGUAACUUGUUUCCUGUAGAACAAUUAUUUUUAGAAGAUGCAUUAAAAUGCACUGGUUAUGUGAAUGAUAAGAUGAAAGUACACCAAAAAGAAGCUGCGCGAUUAAAGAAACAGCAAAACCAAUUAGAACAGUGGUUAAAGGAAGACACAGAAGAAGUAGACGUAAAACCCUUAAUCAUUGGUGAAGUUCCUGGAAUAGUGGAUCCAACAGCAUCAGUGAAUGCAGAUGGUUUAUCUGACUGGCUGAGACAAGAUAUGGACCAAGCUAUCAGUAAUUGCUGGUUAGUUGGUGAUGAGGAUUCAUUCACCCACUUGUUUCAUUUACUUCUCAGUGAAAAUGUCUCAGUUGACUACUCGCACUCUGGAACCAGUGCUACCCCAUUAAUGGUUGCAGCUGGACGAGGCCACAAUGAUGCUGUAGAGCGUCUUCUAAACAUUGGUGCAAAUGUUAAUAUUAGAGCUUCAAAUGACAUAACCGCUCUAGACUGGGCUAAAAGAAUGGGACAAGCAGAAGUGAUUGAAACUAUUGAAGCACAUAUUGCUGCUAUUCAGAGUACAUGUAACACAGGAGCUGAUUUAGUGAAGCAAAGUGAUGACAUAAGCCUUGAGGAUAAGGAGCUGUUGGAAGCCUACCAUCAUAGUUUUGAUGAUGAGAAAGUUGACAUUGAUCUCAUACUUAGUCUUCUCCAUUACAUUAUUAAGAACUCUCAGGAAGGUUCCAUCCUUGUAUUCUUACCUGGGUACUCGGAUAUUGUGAGUCUCAGAGAUUGGCUGUUGUCAGACAGUACCACAUUUGGAAAUUCAGACAGGUUCUAUAUUUACACAUUACAUUCUAAUAUGCAAAGUAGUGACCAGAAGAAAGUCUUUAGAAUAGCUCCGCAGGGAAUCAGAAAGAUAAUUCUUUCAACAAACAUUGCUGAAACAAGUGUGACAAUUAGUGAUGUUGUUUUUGUUAUUGAUUCAGGAAAGGUGAAAGAGAAAUGUUUCGACUCAAUCACAUCUGUGUCAGCAUUGAAGAGCAAUUGGAUAUCAAAGUCAAGUGCAAUACAAAGAAAGGGAAGGGCUGGCCGUUGUAGGCCUGGCAUGUGCUUUCACCUUCUAAGUCGUGUUCGCUUCAAGACCCUUCAUGAAUUCCAGACCCCUGAGCUGCUGCGGGUUCCGCUGCAUGAACUGUGCCUGCACACCAAAAUGCUAGCUCCAAUGAAUACACCAAUAGCAGACUUUCUUUGUAAAGCCCCUGAACCUCCAAACUUUCUUACAAUCAAGAAUUCUAUCCAGUUAUUAAAGGAUGUUGAUGCAAUGGAUAACUGGGAGGACCUAACAGAACUCGGCCAUCACCUUGCUGACCUUCCGAUUGAACCCACACUUGGCAAGAUGGUUCUUUACUCAAUUGUAUUCAAGUGCUUGGAUCCUAUUCUCACAAUUGUCUGCUCAUUGGCAUACAGAGAUCCAUUUAUAUUGCCCAUGAAUCCAUCCAACAAGCGAGCUGCUCAAAGUAUCAGAAAGAAAUAUUCUGCAAACACUUUCAGUGACCACAUGAGCUACUUACGAGUAUUCCAGGCUUGGCAAAGAGCUAAAAGUGAUGGCUGGGACAAGCAAUUUUGUGAACGCAACUUCCUAUCACAAGCAACAAUGGAUAUGAUUGUUGGAAUGAGAACACAACUUUUAGGUCAGCUAAGAGCAUCAGGGUUUGUACGAGCUAGAGGUCCAGGAGAUAUCCGAGAUCUGAAUGCCAACUCAGAGAACUGGGCUGUAGUAAAAGCAGCGCUGUGUGCUGGCAUGUACCCAAACAUCAUAAGAGUAAAUCGAGACCGAAUGAUCAUGACAACACAGAGGGAAUCCAAAGUUCGGUUUCAUCCAUCAUGUACUCUUGUUGAUCCAACUGGAGCCAAGAAUCGAUCAGCGCAAGAAAGAGAAAUUAUCCACUCCCUGCCAACAGACUGGUUGAUGUAUGAAGAGUUAACUCGAGUAAAUCACCUGACAAGUGUACGAUGCUUAACUUUAAUGACGCCAAUCACAGUUGCUCUGUUUGCUGGCCCUGCCCGCCUACCCCACGAUGCGUUUGUUGUAGCUGAAGAAAACCUUAUCCAACAAUACUGUGGGCAAGCUGGUGGUGGUGCUGCAAGCAGUAGUGAAGGUGAAGAAGAUACAGAGGAUACCACCAAGUCACUGAUAAAGAUGGAUAAUUGGAUUUCACUUAAAGCAGAUCCAGUGGCCGCUAGUCUUACAUUUAGACUAAGGCAGAAAUGGCAUUCCUUAUUUAUUCGGCGAAUGAGAGCCCCAGCCAAGCCCUGGUCGCAGGCAGAUGAGGCUGUCCUUAGAUCUGUCAUUCAAGUUUUGAGUAAUGAAGAGCAGAUGGCAGGGCUACAACAACCAGUUGGUAUAGGUCAAAGACCAAAACCAAUGGCUGCUGACUCAAUGAAUAGUCCACCAGCAAGAAAUAUCAACAGCCGUUUUGGAACUCAAGACUAUGGACAAAAAAACAUGACCCCACCAAGAGACAAUCGUCGAGAUUUCAGACCAAAACAUGAUACCGGUCGGUGGACCUCACCAAAGUUUCCCAGUUCAGACCCCUCUAACUUUCACAAUAAUUCUAGAGUAAAAGUUGCAAGUUCUCCAACACCAGGUCAAACUGCUUUCACAAGAUGGGACCCAGUCCCUGAUGCUGCUGCUGUAUUGCCAGCAGCAAAACAAGGUGGUGGUGCUGAAGGUGGUAUGAAGUACUUUAUAAUGAAAGCUCCUCAUGAUAAGUACUUUGAUGCAUCACUUGAUGAUGGGGAAUGGACCGUAACAGGGGCUAAUGAGAAGAAACUAAAUGCUGCCUACUCUACAUGUAGAGCAGUUUACUUAGUGUUCUUAUCACACAACACUGGUAAUUUCCAAGGCUAUGCUAAAAUGAUUUCAGACACCACUAGUAACCCAAAAGGGGGUAGUUCUUUUAAAGUCAAGUGGAUCAAGAGGUCAAGCAUGCCUUACAAGCAAAUCCAACACCUUGUUAAUCCAUGGAAUGAAAAUAAAAAACUGCAAGUCAGUAGAGAUGGACAGGAAAUUGAGCCUAGUGUUGGAGAAGCUCUACUGAAGGUAUGGACUAAUGUGCCUGCAUGCCCAGGGGCUGAUGACGAAUCACCAGGAUCUAGGCCUGCUUUUAAAACCCAUGUGGAACCAAAGUUUACAGGACAAGCCAUCCACAGCCCAGACUCAAGAAAGUUCACACCUCAGUGGCACCACUCAGGGAAUUCACCUCAUAGAGGCAAGAUGAGUCCAGGGGGUAAACGAGGCCAUGGUCGACAUCAGUACCACCACAGUCAUGGUUCACCGAAUAGAGGGCGCUCUUCACCUGGCAGGGGAGACUACUAUCCCAUGACACCAUUCUACCCAUCUGGGUGUGCAGCAAGUAAUGACUACUAAAGUAAAGUAAUCAUUUUUGCAUUAUGGUGCUUAGUAUUAUGAAUUUUAAUACAUUACACAAUAUUAAUUAAUCAUAUGCCAAAAUCAUUUACCAUAUAUGUAUUAAUCAUAGAUCUAAGUGAUUUUGAUACCAUUUUCAUAAUUUCAUCAAAAACUUUCUUGCCAUUCAUUAUAUGAAUACUUAAUUGCAGGUGACUUUAGAUAGCUAAAAUUGAUUUGCCAUUAUGUAUCUGUAGCUAAACUAUUCAAAUUUUUAAUCAUCUUGAGUAUUUCAACAAAGACUAAUAUUUUUAUUUUCAGAAAUUCUACAUUUGCCAAUUUUUUAUGUUUAAAAUAAUAAUUUAUAACUUUUAAAAUCAAUUUAUACUUUCCUUGAAAGAAUUCAGAUUACGAAAGUCAAUUAUUUAUUUGUUGUUCUCAUUUAGUGCAAUCAAUCAAUUUUAAAAGUGUAAAUGAAAGGAUUUACACUGUCCCAUCAAGUGAUUUGUAAGAAAAUGGUGAAUGGAAUGAUAGUUCAUCUAACUGAUAGGUAAUUCCAGUAGUUAAUGUACAUUGGUAUACCAGUAACAAUAAUCAUCAUUCUCAUAGGGCUUAUUCGACUGGUUCAUUUCGUAGAGUACGAAUUUUCGUUGAGUAUUAUUUUCAUUCGACUGGUCCGUAAAAUAGACUUUGUUGACAACGAAAAUUAACGUAACCAAAAUGCGUUAAUCAGUGUUAAGUUAUCCACAUGACCAAAAAAAUAUGGCCAAUUGGUCAGUUUAGCAACAACAUUUGCGUUAAUAUAAUUUAGAUUAAAUUUCAGAAAAUAAAAUUACGAUAUUUACCCACACAUUGAAGUAAAAAAAUAAUUGUAGGCUAACAGAAUUCAAAAACUGGAUGAAAACAUUUUUUAACUAAAAACCUAUACUGCCACAAUCCGAAGCAGCCUUGAUUAUGCAGCGUGUAUUGCGGUAGAUAUGCAGCCAUUUUGUUUGUUAAGUAGGAUUUUACGACUGCGCAGGUGGGCGUGGUUUAACGAAAAACGACCAUUCAAAUACGGCCAUUUAUGUUUAGUUUACCACUGAACCAUAACAAUAUUAAGAUAGAAUGAAAUUAAUGAAUAAUAAUUUUUUACCAAAGAAUAUAAAACAUAGUACUAGGCUACAUUGAUGUUUGUCAUUGUAAUAUUCCAGUUAUGUACCAAAUUUCAGCCAAUGUUAUUGUUAAAAGGUAGUGAACUUGGGACAUGUAAAUAUUGGAUAUGAAUAAAACAUUUUAAGUGCCUUGCAUAAAGCUGCUUACCUACAUGCACCCCUACAUAAACAGAAUCUAUGUUAUUAAUAAUAAAAAUCUAAAUAUUGUAUAUGCAUGUGUUACUAAUGUAGACCUACUGUAUCAUUCAUUAUUCAAGUUCUUUACCAUCUUCCAGUAGUUGUUCAAUUUCUUCUCAAUUUAUUCCCUUAUUGUUUCUGCUGUACUAUGCUUAAUGUAUUUUAAGAAACUCUAAAUUGUACAUAAUUAUUAAUACAUUUUAUAUUUUUAUGUAUUUGUUUACCUUCUUGUGUCUUUUAUUGUAAGGUAUGCUUUAAGUAUGAUCUAAACAAAUUGUUGGGAAGGCUUUAAAACAAUGAUGUUCCAAAACCUCAAAAUAAUUCAUGAAGUGAUUACUGUAUUUAGCUUGUAACUGCCCAGUGUGAAGCAUUAGCAAGAGAGGACCGGUAAGAAUAGUUGACUUGUGGUGUGGCCGUGAGGCAGGAUUACUGAAAUUUGAUAACUUUUGAUUAAAAAAAACUUGAUGCAUUGUAAAGUAUUUAUGAAUUCAACUUCUUUGUUAUCAAUUUACUAUAUUUACCACAGAGAUAUAGAAAUAUGUCUCUAUUUACAUUUUACUAAUUGGUCCCCUUUCUUGCAGAGCAAGGGAUUAGAGAUCAAAGGAAACUACGAAAAUAAAUAAAAUUAGGAAUUAAUAGAAAUUAUAUUAAGCAAAUUUAUAAAAGUUAACAUGAAUUGGGGAUUAGGGAAUCAUUAUAAAAAUAGCUAACAUGAAUUAGAGAUUCAAGGAAAUUAUACGAAAUAUAAAAUAUCACUCAGGUUAGAGUUUCUAUAAUUUAUUUAUUUCAACAAUAUUUUGUGAUGAUAAUAUUGAUUCAAGAUAAACAAAAAUCGUAUCAGCUAGAUGUGAUUACAUCUAUUAGAAAGAUAAUAAGGAGCUUUCUAUUGCACAACGACGGUAGGACAUGUGACGUUAUGACGUCGCUGAGAAGUCAUCUGUCCAUGCGAGAACGUUGAGUUCUCGGGCCAUCUCACAGAUGGUAGGACGGUCAUGGAAUCCAUCUAACGCUACGUCGUCGCGCAAAUAAAAAGCUCCCUAUUACAGAACAGACCAGACGUUAUUAGAUUCUUAAAGCUAUCUUAUGUGGAAUCUUAAAAAUAACCCUGUAAGAUGAGAUUAUUAGAAUAAUUUGGAUUGGGUGAGAAGUUCAGAACGGGAUUGUAGAUAAUCCAAAUAAGCAUUGUUCAGAGAUUUAAUAGUACAGUAAUACUCAAUCGAAUUAAAAUAAAUUAAAAAAAAAAAAAAAAAUAGACACUAUAAACAUGGAAGAGACAAAAAAUGCAUUGUCAAAAAUAGUAUAAUAGAGGAAACCACAGAGUUGAAACAGGUUUGGUGAGAAAGUACCUAAAUCUACUGAUUGUGCACAAUGUACAUAAAUACAUUUAUCACCGCAUUUACCGUUGUUCAUGAUGUAUAAAAUUCAACAAAUAUUGAAAAACCUAAUCAUUGUUGAAAUAAUUAUGACAUGCAGGCAAUAAUAAUAUGUAUCUGGUGGUGUUUAAAUUUUUCAGAUUUAUAAUAUUUGUUAUCAGUAUAGACUUGAUUGUUUAGCUACCGUUCCAUGUAGAUAAUUAAAAUUUACCUUGUUGGAAGAUCGAAUUGAAAUGAAAAAAAAAAUAAAGUUAAACUCUUUUUUAAAAGAAAA